AUUUGCAUAAUAUAUUUCUCUCAGACUAUUUUUUGAUGCUUCUGCUGAAUAAAAAAGGGAAGUCGUAUAUGAGCAUUGAAAUAUCAGUGUUGAAACUAAAGCUAAUAUCCUGUGUUGAUGAGAGUGUUUCUUCUCCGGUCUGAAGAGAUGACGGGCAGAAUCAUCCUCAUUGGAUCUCUCAUACGAGGUGUUUUGUGUGGCUUCAGUAUCACACAGCCAAAACAUCUAGAAGUUCUGAGUGGAUCUUGUGCUUUCAUACCCUGCGCAUUUGAUAUUGAUCCUAAAUAUAACAAUGUCCUCACUGCUGAUGCAAGAAGACUGUGGUAUAAAGACGGAAUUACUGAUAAGAAGGUGUUUGACUCCAGGAGCCCCAGCACAGGAGUGCUCAAUGGGACAAUAUUUGGCAACGCCAGGAACAAAAACUGCACCACACGCUUUCAUUAUGUCACUCAGAAGGAUACUGGUAAAUAUUACCUCAGACUGGUAGGCAACAAUAACCUGCGGCUUAGCUAUGCAAAACUUCAACUGAUUGUCAGUGAUUUUCCACCCAAACCCAAAGUGAGCAUAGAGCAGCAUCAGCAGGAGGUUGUGGAGGGGACGACUGUGAUCCUGAGAUGCUCUGCUAAAAUGUUCUGCUCCUCUCAUCCACCGGCUCUUAAAUGGAGCACCUCUUCCAUUGUAAGCAUCAUAGAACAGCAGCGUCAGAUCCAGAGCGAUCUUAUCUCAGAUCUGGACUUCAAUGUAACCCAUCAACACCACAGGGUCAAUUUGACCUGUAUGAUAUCUUACCAGCUACAGAACCGGAACACAUCCGCACGAGAAUCGAUAACACUAAAUGUUCAGUAUGCUCCUAAAAACACGUCAGUGUUUGUGUAUCCGUCUGGUUGUGUGUUGGAGGGUCGUUCAGUGUCUCUCACCUGCAGCAGUGAUGGAAAUCCAGCGGUCAUCAACUUCACCUGGUACAGAGAUACUGAAGGACAUCUGAAACAUCUACAGACCGGACCAAACCUGAUCUUUAAUAAAACUGAACCCAAACACAGCGGACGAUACUACUGCACUGCUCACAACAAACACGGCAACCAGAACUCAACAACACUAAUGUUGGAUGUUCAGUAUGGUCCUAAAAACACGUCAGUGUUUGUGUCUCCAUCUGGUAGUGUGUUAGAGGGUCGUUCAGUGUCUCUCACCUGCAGGAGUGAUGGAAAUCCAGCGGUCAUCAACUUCACUUGGUACAGAGAUACUGAAGGACAUCUGAAACAUCUACAGACCGGACCAAACCUGAUCUUUAAUAAAACUGAACCCAAACACAGUGGACGAUACUACUGCACUGCUCACAACAAACACGGCAACCAGACCUCGGACACCAUCGUUCUGAAUAUAACCUAUGCCCCUAAAAUCUCCCAGUCAUCCUGCAUAAGAAGUGACAUCAUUGCAUGCUUCUGUGAGGUCGAUGGAAAUCCAGUCCCAACGCUGGAGUGGCGUCUGUCUGGACGUCCCAUCGUGAACUCCACCAGCACAUCUAUCUUUCAGGAGCAACUGGGGGACACAAACUUCAGGACCACCCUCACUGUCAAUCAACCGCUCACAGACACACCCACUCUGCAGUGUGUCAGCGGUAACAGCUACGGAAGUGUCAGGCAAGAGUUUCAGGAGCUUCAGCCUCCUAAAAGUUUAGACGUUCUGUCAUUGCUGGCUGGACUUGUCAUCGGUGUGAUAGUGAUGUUGAUAGUUGGUAUCGUGUCACUCUUCUGCAUGCGUAGACAGAACUGCAAACCAUCACAGACUAAACAUGGAGAUUCAAGUGGACUUGUCAUGAAUGCUGCUGUAUUGGAUAAUGGUGAUGCUUUUGGUUCAUCAACUGAAGCCGUCACACAUCACACAUCAGAAUCUCUUCAUUAUAGCUCAAUUUACUUUACAAACACUGAAGCGGCGUCACGUGGGAAAAGAAACAUCUCACUCAUCACAGAUAACUCUGAAGUCCAACAUCACGCCGCAGAUGCGACAGAGACAAAAAACACCUCAGCAGACUCCAAAAUAAAUCAAAGCACACCAGACACGAUGAUAAAGAGCACAGAAGACACAAUAUAUGAAAAUAUCAUCCACUCCAGACUGAUCAAUUAACAAUAAACACAACUGAUGGAAUAACAGAACUGUCAAACUGAGUCUCAGUCCUUAGGAGAAAUAAAAGAGAAUCAAAUAAAAAAAUGUAGGCUGUAAAGGUCAAAUCAUCUGGAUUUGAGUCAAUUUGAUGAGAAAUGUUUGAGUUCACAUU
This is a messenger RNA of Triplophysa dalaica, 2272 nucleotides long. RefSeq names its product sialoadhesin. The record is from RefSeq and is a predicted model, not a curated record. The coding region runs from base 118 to 2121 and encodes 667 amino acids. NCBI's taxonomy places the organism in Eukaryota, Metazoa, Chordata, Actinopteri, Cypriniformes, Nemacheilidae. The transcript is spliced from 10 exons.